Messenger RNA from Gamsiella multidivaricata, 1476 nucleotides. RefSeq names its product HPP family-domain-containing protein. The record is from RefSeq and is a predicted model, not a curated record. The coding region runs from base 205 to 1362 and encodes 385 amino acids. The transcript has 2 exons. Lineage: Eukaryota; Fungi; Mortierellomycota; Mortierellomycetes; Mortierellales; Mortierellaceae.
GCGCUAUUCCGUCUUCGCUUAAAUACCCAAUUGCUCUGCCUGCCUUUCUUCUGCGCUAUUUCUCUCUCUUACUUCUUCUCCCCGAAGCCAGCUUGGCUCCCCCCCUCCAGGUCACAGUUGCCCUUCUUUGGUUCCUCACUCUCGAAUCUCAUUCCUUGGUCUGAUCCACUCUCCUCAACUCAUCAUCACAAACCUCAUUCCACCAUGCCACCCCUCCAGGGCUAUGUGGCAAAAAUGAGGGGCCAGCGUUACGACCCCUCCACACUCAAGAUGGCUCCAACAUCACCCAGUCGCUUCGUCGUUUUGCUCUCCUCCUUCCUCGGUGCCUUCAUCGGUAUAGCCAUCAUCGCCUUGCUCAGCUUUAAUGUCCAGUGGUUCGUCGAGAGGAAUGUCCCCGUCAUCACCGGCUCCUUUGGGGCCUCAGCUGUCUUAAUCUAUGGAGCCAUUGAGGCCCCUCUGUCCCAACCUCGUAACGCCGUCGGUGGUCACAUCCUGUCCGCCUUAAUCGGUGUCUCGCUCUACAAGCUGUUCAAUCUCCUCUCUGAAGAGACAUUCGCCAAACUGCACUGGCUGCUCUGCUCUCUCGCGGUCUCGAUCUCACUCUUUGCCAUGCAGAUUACGCACACGGUGCAUCCGCCGGGGUCGGCCUCGGCUCUGAUCGCCGUUACUGGAGGACAGGCGAUCUACGAUCUAGGAUAUUGGUUUGUGCUUUGUCCGAUUGCGUUGGGCGUCGUGUUGAUGAUGGUCAUUGCCGUGGCCGUUAACAAUAUCACUAGAAGAUAUCCGACCCAUUGGUGGAGCCCCAAGACGAGGAGGAUCGCAGUGGUGGAUCAGGAUAUGUCGAUGGCCAUUGCUGAUUUUAUCUCCCCAAAAGAUGAAGUUGAUGAGGACGAGGGCGAAGGCAGCACGAAGGAGGGAGGGGAGAGCGUCCACAGCGGCCGUGUUGCGCAUGGGGAUCAACACACUCGCCCCUCAAGUUCUUCCUCAACUGACUCGCCCUCCACCGUGGGUGAUGUACCCGCUCCUGCUCACACUCGAAGGCCGUCUCAGCAACAUCCUCAUCAUCCUCCUCCUCAUCAUCCGGAGGGUCACUAUGCGGUCUACUAUGGUGGCGAGCGACAUGAGAGGCUUCAUGAUGGCGAAAUGAUGCUUGCAGAAUAUUCGCACUCGGAUGCACUCAACGACGUGGAGCAUAAUGCCAGGCGUCCGUCUAUCCACGUCGAGAUGCGUCGUCCUUCCCAUGCCUCGCACCUCACAACCCGUCGUGCUUCCAGAACUGAGGACGAGCAUCUCGCCACGAUCGAGCAGUUGCAGCAACGUAUCGCCCAUCUCGAGAGUCAGCUGGCCUCGACGUCAAAGUGACCAGAAACUUGUUGAUCACACUCCCCAUUUUUACUCCUAUACCUUACUUAAGCUUGGCAUACUGCUACCUAUCAAUUACUUCUAUCUACAUAAUAAAUAAUAUAACUGGAUAAG